AUGAUUUUAUUAUGUCAAGUGGUGUAUUUCAUUUUAGCUGCUUCAGUUUCUAAUGGAUGUGUAACUGAACUGUUCAAAGACACCUACUUUCAAGGAGGAGACAUAACUACUGUUUUUACACCAAGUGCCAAGUACUGCCAGCUAGUCUGCACCCACCACCCACGGUGUCUGCUCUUCACUUUUAUGGCUGAAUCAUCAUCUGAAGAUGCUACUAAAUUAAUGUUACUUUUUUUGAAAAAUAGGUUUACUUGUGUACUGAAAGACAGUGUUAUUGAAACACUGCCAAAGGUGAAUAUAUCAGGAGCAAUUUCUGGGUAUUCUUUCAAACAAUGCCCACACCAAAUAAGUGCUUGUAACAAAAACGUUUACAUGGAUCUAGAUAUGAAGGGCAUGAACUAUAAUGCCUCUAUUACUAAGUCUGCUCAUGAAUGUCAAGAGAGAUGCACAAAUGACAUCCACUGUCAUUUUUUUACAUAUGCCACAAGGCAUUUUCCCAGCCCACAGCAUCGUAAUGUUUGUCUAUUGAAGUACACCCAAACGGGGACACCAACCAGCAUAACAAAGAUCGAUAAUGUGGUGUCUGGAUUUUCAUUGAAAUCCUGUGGGCUUUCCAGUCUGGGUUGUAUUAGGGACAUUUUCCCUAGCACAGGGUUUUCAGACAGGAACAUUGACAGUGUCUUGGCUCCUGAUGUUUUUGUCUGUCGUCGCAUUUGUACUCAUCACCCCAAUUGCUUAUUUUUCACUUUCUUUUCCAAAGAAUGGCCAAAAGAAUCUGAAAGAAAUCUUUGUCUCCUGAAAUCAUCUAAAAGUGGAUUGCCAAGUACACGCCACAAAAAGGACAAUGUUUUUUCUGGUUUCAGUCUACAAAGCUGCCGACACAGCAUCCCAGUGUUUUGUCAUUCUUCAUUUUACCAUAACAUUGAUUUCUUGGGAGAAGAACUGGACAUUGUUGAUGUGGAAGGGCAUGAAGCCUGUCAGAAAAUGUGCACUAAUGCUGUACGAUGCCAAUAUUUUACCUAUUCCCCACCUCAAGAACCUUGCAACAAAAGGAAGGGUAAAUGCUACUUAAAAUUUUCUGUGAAUGGAUCCCCAACUAAAAUACUUCACGGCAGGGGAGGCAUCUCUGGUUACACAUUAAGGUUAUGUAAAAUGGAUAAUGUGUGUACAACUAAAAUAAACCCCAGAAUUGUUGGAGGAACUGCAUCUGUCUAUGGUGAGUGGCCAUGGCAGAUAACUUUACACAUCACGUCACCCACCCAAAGACACCUGUGUGGAGGCUCUAUCAUUGGGAACCAGUGGAUAUUAACAGCUGCUCAUUGUUUUGACCAGUUAGAGUCACCUAAAAUUUUGCGUGUCUAUAGUGGGAUUUUAAAUCAAUCAGAAAUAAAGGAUGAUACACCUUUCUUUGGGGUUCAAGAAAUAAUAAUUCAUGAUCAAUAUGAAAUGGCAGAAAGUGGGUAUGAUAUUGCCUUGUUGAAACUCGAAACAACAAUGCAUUAUACUGAUUCUCAACGACCCAUAUGUCUACCUCCAAAAAGUGACAGAAAUGUGAUAUAUACUAAUUGCUGGGUGACUGGAUGGGGGUACACAAAAUUAAGAGACAAAAUACAGAAUACUCUCCAGAAAGCUAAAAUUCCCUUGGUAACAAAUGCAGAAUGCCAGACAAGAUACAGAGAGCACAAAAUAACCAAUAAAAUGAUCUGUGCCGGCUAUAAAGAAGGAGGGAGAGAUGCUUGUAAGGGAGAUUCUGGGGGCCCCCUGUCCUGUAAACAUGAGGAGGUCUGGCAUUUGGUGGGUAUCACGAGUUGGGGAGAAGGCUGUGCUCAAAGAGAGCGGCCUGGUGUUUACACCAAUGUGGUGGAGUAUGUGGACUGGAUUUUAGAGAAAACUCAAGCAGCGUGA
This is a messenger RNA of Orycteropus afer afer, 1902 nucleotides long. The record is from RefSeq and is a predicted model, not a curated record. Lineage: Eukaryota; Metazoa; Chordata; Mammalia; Tubulidentata; Orycteropodidae.